Molecule: messenger RNA, 1080 nt
Organism: Pristis pectinata (smalltooth sawfish)
Lineage: Eukaryota; Metazoa; Chordata; Chondrichthyes; Rhinopristiformes; Pristidae
Product: gap junction delta-2 protein
Exons: 1
Coding region: 1-1080 (359 amino acids)
Biological process (GO): cell communication
Cellular component (GO): connexin complex
Source: RefSeq, a predicted model, not a curated record
AUGGGUGAUUGGUCAUUACUUGGCCGACUCCUAACUGAAGUUCAGAACCAUUCCACAGUGAUUGGGAAGAUCUGGUUGACAGUGUUGCUGAUUUUUCGUAUUCUGCUGGUCACAUUAGUUGGUGAUGCAGUAUACAGUGAUGAACAGUCCAAAUUCACAUGCAAUACCCUCCAACCAGGAUGUAAUAAUGUUUGCUACAACACAUUUGCUCCUAUUUCUCACCUAAGAUUCUGGGUUUUCCAGAUUGUUCUGGUUUCAACCCCAUCCAUUUUCUACAUAGUGUAUGUUCUACACAAAAUAGCAAAAGAUGAAGAAUAUGAAAUGAAAAAAACACAUAAGAUGGACUUACCAAACAAUUCUGUAUCUCAUGGAAUCCUUCCAGAAGAUGAAAUCUUGGCUCAAAGAUCUGAUGUCAUCAACUCAGAGGGAACUAAAAUUGAUCUAAGAUAUGGAGAAUAUGAAGUUGAGGGUCUGAAGAUUAAAAGAAAUGGGGACCCUAUCUAUCUUUCAAACAAGGUUUUAUCCGUAUAUGUCAUGCAUGUACUGCUGAGAGCUGUUAUGGAGAUAAUAUUUUUAUUGGGACAGUACUAUUUGUAUGGAUUUAAUGUUCCUUGUUUGUUUGUCUGUUGGACCUAUCCUUGUCCAACCAAAACAGAUUGUUUUGUAUCCAGAGCAACAGAAAAGACCAUUUUUUUGAACUUCAUGUUUUGUGUCAGUCUUGCAUGCUUUUUGCUGAACAUUGUUGAGCUCCAUUAUCUGGGCUGGGUCUACACUGCACGGGUUUUGUGCACUACUUGCUCACCUUGCUGCAAGAAGAAACAAAGAAAAGCAAUGGAUCAGUAUUCACAGCAAAACCCUCUUCUCUUAGCACUAAAAAAUUCAUUUUAUGACAAUUUGAUAUUGAAGUCAUCUGUAGAAUUAUUGCAGCACAGACCAGCCUACCUCUCACAUCAGGCACCAAUUUCAAUUGAAUCCGAAUCAUUAGAAAGUGUAAGAAGGAACUUUGAUGAAAAGGAACAUGUCAAGUUGCAGCAAGGGAAUCUAAGCAAAUCUGGAAAAAGCAAGAAAGUUUGGCUUUAA